CACACCCCUAAAACUUGGACGUGGUGGUCUGCGUUUCUGAUUGGUCGGGAAGCACGACUGACAACACCUGCUUAACUCCUUCAUCCAAAUUGACACCCGGACUCUGGGAAAUAUAUCCAGCAUCCAUCCCGUCUCCACUCUCACACGCUCUCUGUGUCAUCUCGAUCAGUGACCACCUCAGAUCCCGGGCUGACAGCCUGCUAUCAUUUAUCGCGCAAACUGAGUGUAGAAAUGUUGAUCAAAUGCGCACUAGCCUUGCUGCUUCUCUCCGUCUUGGGGGAAGUGGUGGGAACGGAUAACGUUGACGCUCACGAGGGUCACCCCGAGAAACCGGCCAGUCAGAAGGGACGUCUCUCCUUACAGAACACAGCUGAGAUCCAGCACUGUCUCGUGAGCGCAGGAGACGUGGGCUGCGGCGUCUUCGAGUGUUUCGAGAACAACUCCUGCGAAAUCCGGGGCCUUCAGGAGAUCUGCAUGACCUUCCUGCACAAUGCCGGCAAGUUCGACUCGCAGGGCAAGUCCUUUAUCAAGGAUGCACUGAAGUGCAUGGCUCACGGCUUACGGCACAAGUUCAGCUGCAUCAGCCGAAAAUGCCUGGCCAUAAAGGAGAUGGUCUUCCAGCUUCAGCGGGAAUGCUAUAUGAAACACAACCUCUGCUCAGCUGCUAAAGACAACGUCAAUGUCAUGGUGGAGAUGAUACAUUUCCAAGACUUAUUUCCUAAAGGGCCGUACGUUGAGCUGGUGAACAUCCUGCUCAGCUGUGGAGAGGAGGUGAAGGAGGCCAUUACGCGGAGCGUGCGUCUGCAGUGCGAGCAGAACUGGGGCGCUCUGUGCGACAGCCUGAGCUUCUGCGCGUCCAUCACGGCCGCUCCGGCGUCAGGCGGCCUCGAGCGACGUCCGCCGCUUUCCUCGCAUUCGGACGGCGAGCACCACAAGGGCGCUCGGCAAGGAGACAAGGACAAGCCCGGCAAGGUCGGGUUCGGUUCCCACACGAGAAGUCGGAGCCAAGGGCCGCGCCGCGCCAGUUUAGACGCCGGCCCUGCCGAGCAGGAAGACUCGAAGAUCGGCGACAUUCGGAGGUGAAACGGCAGGAUCACCUGAAGUGACCAUGACACCCCAAUCCCCAACUUAACAGACUCAGCAGACCUCCUAAUUCAACCCAUCCACCCUCACGUCUCCACAGUCAUUCCAGCACUCCCAAA
Molecule: messenger RNA, 1202 nt
Organism: Labeo rohita (rohu)
Lineage: Eukaryota; Metazoa; Chordata; Actinopteri; Cypriniformes; Cyprinidae
Gene: stc2a
Product: stanniocalcin 2a
Exons: 4
Coding region: 232-1083 (283 amino acids)
Biological process (GO): intracellular calcium ion homeostasis
Cellular component (GO): extracellular region
Molecular function (GO): hormone activity
Source: RefSeq, a predicted model, not a curated record